AUGGAAAUUCUCCUGCAGGCUCCCAGCAAUUCCCUGGCCAGUCAGCAGCAUUGCCUGCUGUCUGUGGUGUCCCUUGGAUCACUGGGGAAGGACUGGAUUUUGUGUAGAGUGCAAACAGACUCAUACAACCACACUGAAAAUUCCCUUUUCUUUCCACAGGGGAAAGUGGAAGUAGAAGCUGGGAAAGAAGGUAUGAAGUUUGAAGCAAGCGCUUUUUCAUACUAUGGUGUAAUGGCCCUUACCGCCUCUCCAGUUCCUUUGUCCCUGUCCCGUACCUUUGUUGUCAGCAGGACAGAGUUGUUAGCAGCAGGUUCUCCAGGUGAAAAUAAGUCACCUCCUCGCCCCUGUGGCCUGAAUCACUCAGACUCUCUCAGUCGAAGUGACCGGAUUGAUGCAAUAACACCCACGUUGGGGAGCAGCAACAACCAGCUCAAUUCUUCAUUCCUGCAAGUCUACAUCCCGGACUACUCGGUGCGAGCCCUUUCUGACCUGCAGUUUGUCAAGGUAGGUGGAGGGGGGAUGGUGGGCUGAACCUGGCAGGCUGAUUCCAACUUCACCGCAGGCUGUGGUCCUGCAGCCCAUCCCCUGAGCUUUCCCUUCGUUGUUUGGCUGUCAUUGGGUACCCUGCCUCCAGCUCUCAUCUGUGAUGCCUGCUUCAUCUGCUGGACCCAGGACUCAGGCGGUGAAUGUCCUUGGCUUUAUCCAGUGAGCGGCUAAAGCAAAUGUGGCCUUUGCAGGGAAUGGGAGCCCUUUCUCAAAGG
Molecule: messenger RNA, 761 nt
Organism: Castor canadensis (American beaver)
Lineage: Eukaryota; Metazoa; Chordata; Mammalia; Rodentia; Castoridae
Source: RefSeq, a predicted model, not a curated record